This is a messenger RNA of Dermacentor albipictus, 3198 nucleotides long. It is a transcript of the gene MFS16, whose product is annotated as major facilitator superfamily transporter 16. The record is from RefSeq and is a predicted model, not a curated record. Gene Ontology annotation, molecular function: transmembrane transporter activity. Gene Ontology annotation, biological process: transmembrane transport. Gene Ontology annotation, cellular component: membrane. NCBI's taxonomy places the organism in Eukaryota, Metazoa, Arthropoda, Arachnida, Ixodida, Ixodidae.
CAUUAGUGCUUCGCUCAUCUCUAUGCUACACUGGCUUCUCUGUAUCUAUGCUGUGUUUUCCUCGCACGUUCUUUACUGUUUACCUGCUUUUUACGUCACGUAUUUUAUGUCUGUUUCGUUAUGAGUUUGGUCUCCGUGCCGUGCGCAGCUAACCAGCUGACAGUGAGCUGCGAGCCCCACAACUCUAUGCCCACAAUCCCACGGACGGACGGAUAGAUAACCGCGAGUGACCGCAAUCAGCCGAGCCCCUUUUAGUCGGUGGUUAUCGCGGCGGAAAGCGAUGUCAGUCCUCCUCGCGAUUGUGACGGACUAGAAAUCGAGAGGAAGCAGGCGGCGGCAUCACUCGCGCCCGAAAGGCAAGCAGGAGCAGCGGCGACGCCUUUAUGACAGCACCCAACAAGCCGAUGGCGUCCGCUCCGCUAGGACUUUGGCUGGUGCAGCUGGCGUUUCGUAAGUGCUUCGCUUCGAUUAGGGCCGAAACGAGGCUCGCGUGGUACCGCGGCUUCGUGCUGGUCUCCACUUUCUUGGCGUACACAUGCUACCACAUGACGCGGCGGCCUCUGAGCGUGGUCAAGUCCGUGCUACACCAAGACUGUCGGUACGCAACGCCCGACGCCUCGAUCGUCGUCACCGAGAACAACAGCCGAACGUGGUGCAACUGGGCCCCUUUCGACGGUGACAACGCGCCGCAUCUCUUCUCCUACCUCGACUCCAUCUACCUCUUCACGUACGCCGCAUGCAUGUUUGCAAGUGGUUUCAUCGCGGAGCGGAUGCACCUGCGCUACUUCCUCGGACUGGGCAUGCUUCUCAGCGCGCUCACCACGCACGUCUUCGGCAUGGGCCACAGCCUGGGCAUCCACUCGUUCGCCUUCUACUUCGUCGUGCAACUGCUGGGCGGCGCGUUCCAGAGCACGGGCUGGCCCAGCGUCGUCACCUGCGUCGGCAACUGGUUCGGCAAGAAAAAGCGCGGCCUCAUCUUCGGCGUGUGGAACGCGCACACCUCCGUGGGGAACAUACUGGGCGCCUACAUCGCCGGGAUGUUCGUCACCUCCGACUGGGGCCUUUCGUUCAUCGUCCCCGCCGCCAUUUGCGGCCUCGUUGGCGUCUUCGUCGUGCUCUUCCUGACGCCGUACCCCGAGGAGGUUGGAUGUGACUCACCGCGGCGCAAUUCGGCGUCGUUGCAGACGUCGCUCUCUUCCGCGGUCGUCCGGCCGUCGUCUUCUGCGUCCAGCGAAGGCGAGGAGGACGACGCGAGCGGCACCCUGGGCGAGGACGAGCAGCGAUGUCUGCUGGAGAGGCGGCUCAGAAGUGAAAGCGAGAAAAAAGCCGUCACCUUCCUCCAGGCCCUGGCCAUCCCGGGAGUGCUCGACUUCUCCCUGGCACUCUUCUUCGCAAAGCUCGUCAGCUACACCUUCCUCUUCUGGCUCCCGUUUUACAUUCACGCGUCCACGUCGUUCGACUCCGCGGACUCGGCCUUCAUAUCGACCGUCUUCGACUUCGGAGGCAUCGUAGGUGGCAUCCUGGCGGGCUACGUUUCCGAUCGUUCUGGUGCGAGCGCCACUACCUGCGUGGUCUUCCUGAUAGCCGCGAUCCCCAUGAUGUUCGUCUACGAACACUUUGGCAGCGUCAGCCUGGUCAUGAAUCUCGUCCUCCAGAGCAUAGCGGGUCUGUUGAUCAACGGCCCGUACGCGCUCAUCACAACUGCAGUCUCCGCGGAGCUCGGCACGCAUCCGACGGUGUCCGGCAGCUCCAAGGCACUGGCGACGGUGACUGCGAUCAUCGACGGUACAGGUUCCGUAGGUGCUGCAGUGGGUCCUCUGCUAGCGGGACUAAUUCUGCAGUACGGCUGGAACACUGUCUUCUACAUGGUUAUGGCGUCGGAUCUUCUCGCUGUGUUGUGCCUUCUUAGGGUUACCAAACAUGAGUUCCUAAGACUGAAAUCUCGGAAAACGGCUGGAGCGCCUGUCAACUAGGGACAUUCCUGGCCAGCCUGUUUGUUCAUAGUCAGCAAAGACUGAUCAUAUAAUGUGGCUGCUGUUGUUUGGAGCCAGAAUGACUGUUUUAAGCACAGGAGUUUUAGAAAUUCCGUGCACGUGAAAAUCGUUGCCUUUUUGUGACAAAUUUAUGCACUGUCAAGUAGCCUGUGUUUUAUCACAAGUGAGACAGGCCUUGAUUGGCUUCCAGAGGAGCAUGCAGGUGUAUGUUGCACAUCACCCGAGGAAUGUACAUAUAUAUAUAUAUAUAUAUAUAUAUAUAUAUAUAUAUAUAUAUAUAUAUAUAUAUAUAUACAUAGUAUACUUAUACAUACACUUAUACAUCAGCAUUUGGGGUAUGUGCAACUGACUAUACAUUCCUUUUGUUAGCCAUAUGAUCAUUUUUCAUCUUCAACUGCACACUCCAAACAGCUCUGAGGUUGUGCAGGCACAUUCUUUCAUUUAGCUUUUAAAUUAACCUGUACUGUGGAUAUGUGAGUGGUUAGAUCAAUGUGUGCAUCAAAGAAAUUAGCCAUGUAAGAACCAAUUGUCAAUAUUGACAGAAUGAAACAUUUAGACAGCCAUCCUCAAGAGGCUACACUGCAGGUUGGAACAAAUUUCACUCCACAGUGCUAAAGACAUUUUUGCAAGCAUGAGUAUUUGUAAAAAAAAAAGUUUUAGUAUUUUUAUCCAUGACUGUGUACUGGGAUGACCAGAAAAUGUUCCUUUUUAAAUGCAAGCAUGACUAUUUGUAAAAAGUUUUAGUAUAUUUAUCCAUGGCUGUGUACUGGUAUGACCAGAAAAGUUUUGAUACAUGCUUAUCUGAAGGGAGGCCACUUUCUGACCCACCCUCAGGAGAUUAGACAGGGCACAUUGGCAUAUUUCAGAAAAUUCACAAUAAUCCUUAGGACAGGCAUUAGCAAUUGUACUCGUAUAUGAUUUGUAAGCAAAAAUGUAAGAGGUGGACAACCUUUUCUGGUGACCAUAGUACACAUGCUACCAGCAGUAUUGCUGGCAGUAAUGUUCCUUGUAAUAUAAAAACCUGUCUUCCGGUGACUGCCGUAACUGCACCGGCAUUUCACUGCCAGUAGGCAGAUCGUGUACUUAUGUGAUGUUGUGACACUCAAAUACAGCGUGGAGAGAAAAGAUCUGAAAGCCACUAUUGUUAGUGUUGUGAGCACUGUACACAAGGUGAUUGUCGCAGUUAUUAAAUUACAAUUUCGUA